This is a messenger RNA of Cavenderia fasciculata, 2670 nucleotides long. RefSeq names its product G-protein subunit alpha 2 (gene gpaB). The transcript has 4 exons. Bases 1 to 2670 code for a protein of 889 amino acids. Gene Ontology annotation, biological process: adenylate cyclase-modulating G protein-coupled receptor signaling pathway. NCBI's taxonomy places the organism in Eukaryota, Evosea, Eumycetozoa, Acytosteliales, Cavenderiaceae. Gene Ontology annotation, molecular function: G protein-coupled receptor binding; GTPase activity; protein heterodimerization activity. The record is from RefSeq and is a predicted model, not a curated record. Gene Ontology annotation, cellular component: heterotrimeric G-protein complex.
AUGGGUAACGUUUGUUCAUCAGGUGGCGAAGGAGCCAAAUCCAAUCAUGAUAUCAAUCUCUCGAUUGAAAAGGAAAGAAAAAAGAAGCAAAGUGAAGUCAAGUUACUUUUACUUGGAGCUGGAGAAUCUGGAAAAUCAACCAUUGCCAAGCAAAUGAAGAUUAUCCAUCAAAGUGGUUACAGUAACGAAGAACGUAAAGAGUUUAAACCAAUCAUAUAUAGAAACAUUUUAGAUAAUAUGAGAAUAUUAUUAGAUGGAAUGACUCGAAUUGGUAUGGAUAUUGAUCCAUCAAAUAUUGAAGCAGCAAAUAUGGUAAAAGAAUUAACAUCAUUACAAUCAUCAAUGGUAACAUCAGAAAAUUGGAAUCAAUUAAAUGAAGAUCAAGGAAAACAUAUCAAGGCACUUUGGAUGGAUCCGGGUGUCAAGCAAGCCAUGAAAAGAGUGUCCGAGUUUUCGACACUGCCCGACUCAGCACCCUACUUUUUUGAUAAUAUUGAUAGAAUGACGUCGACCGUCUACACGCCCACCGACCAAGACAUCCUCCACACCCGUGUCAUGACCAGAGGUGUGCACGAGACCAACUUUGAAGUUGGCAGAAUCCGAUUCAGAAUGGUCGAUGUCGGUGGCCAACGUAGUGAGCGUAAAAAGUGGUUGUCCUGUUUUGACGAUGUCACUGCCGUCGUGUUUUGUGUCGCUCUCUCUGAAUACGAUCAGCUCUUGUACGAAGACAAUUCUACCAACCGUAUGCUCGAGUCGUUGCGUGUCUUUGGCGACGUCUGCAACAGCUGGUUUGUCAACACACCCGUCAUCCUCUUCCUCAACAAGUCGGACUUGUUCCGCGAAAAGAUCAAGACCGUCGACCUCUCUGACACCUUCCCCGAGUACAAGGGUGGCAAGGACUUUGAACGUGGCGCCAACUACAUCAAGGAGAGAUUCUGGCAAAUCAACAAAAACGAAAACAAAUCAAUCUACUCUCACAUUACCUGUGCCACCGAUACUGAUAAUAUCCGUGUUGUAUUCCAGGCCGUUAAAGAUAUUAUUUUCACUCAAUUAACAACAACAACCACUACAAACAACAAAAAAACAAAGAAACAACAAAUGGAAUCAUAUUCAUCAUCUAUUCAAAAGAUUGGUGUAUUUGUUAAUCCACAAUUAGAAAUUACAAAUAGUGGAAUAUCAUAUUUCAAUACCUUUUUAAUUAACUUGGGAAAUAGUAUUGUCAUUGAAGCUAUUCAACGAUCAAAACAACAACAACAACAAAAUAAUAACGGUAGCGGUAAUAAUGUAUCAUUAACAAUUGAAGCUGUACAAGAGGCAGUUGCAGCAAUCUUUCCAUAUGACAUGUCAGAGUAUAUUAUUGAUCAGUCACAAGGUAGAAUUCAACACACAUCGAUGAAGAACUUGCCAGCCUACAAGCCAUACAGCGACGGUGAAAAUGACGGUGACGACGAAGAAGAUGAAGAUGUCGAAGGGUUUGAAAUCAUUCCACGCGACAGUGCCACCACUGCCCAGUCCAUCUCUCUCUUUUUCCCUACCGAACUCGUCUACAAGGUGACACACGAAAUGAUCAAGCGCAAAAAGGUGACCAUUAGCGAUUUGGUCGACUUUUACGAACCAAUCGAAAUCCAGUCCAAGGACAGCUUCAUGUACACUUUUCUUUCGUACUGUAUGGAGAUUGUCACCAAUCGCAUCCUCAAGAAGCUCGCAGACGUAAAGACAGAGACUUCAGAGGACACUAUCCGAAGAACAAUCGAGAGUGACCCAUCGCUCAAGGAGAUCCGUCACAAGGUUGUCCAAAUUUCAAACAAUACCAAUGCAUUCUUAAAAGGUGAAAGUGUACUCUCUUCAUCUUUUAUCGCUUCUGAUAUCAUGACCACCUCUACCAUCUUUUCUUCAUCUAGUACUAUUUUAAAAGAUAGUAUCAUUGAUGAAUAUAAUAAUCCAAGUAAUCAACAAGAUAAUAAUAAUCAAAAUAAUCAAGAUGAUAAUAACAAUACUAGUAAUAGUAUUUUAUUGGAUAAUACAACAACAACUACUACUAUAAACAACGAUGUAAAUAAUAAUAAUGAUAAUAAUAAUAAUGAAAAUAUUCCUUCCUCCCCUUCACCAGUUAUUAAUGAAAUUAAAAAUAACGAUAUUGAAACUACUCCUACAACUACUACAACCACCCAAUCGACAACCAUUGAAACUAACAACAACAACAACAAUAAUAAUAAUAAUAAUAAUGAAACACCAUCAUCAUCAACAAGCGCACCGAUUGAUAAAAUUACUCCUACUCCAAUUACAACUACAACCACCACCACCACCACUACAAAUGAACCAAGUUUAUCUAUUGAAAAGGAAUUGACUUCCUUUUUAAAAUCAAAUCAUAUUAAUAAUUUAUUAAAGGCUAGUUCUUUGGCUCCUAUCAAUCUCCUCACCAACAACAACAACAACAAAUCAUCAUCUGCAUCUUCUUUCCAACAACAAGAAUUGUUGACCAAGUUGGUGGAAUCUCAUCCAAAGUGCAAAGAGAUUCAAUCCAUUUUCAAUGUCACUCAAUCAUAUGAUCUUAUUGAAAUGUUGAGAGAUGGUCAUAUCUAUUUUGAAGCAAAGAACUGUACAUUUUUAGUAUUCUUAAUUUUAUUAGGGUUAGCAAUUCAAUCACUCAAAUGUUCUGAGGUUUAUUAA